AUGACGCGGCUAUUUCGAUCCAAAUCAUGUGGACUUGUGGGUGGUGAGUUCAACCCUUCUCCACCAGGUCCAUUCUUCCAAGAUGUUAACAACAAGGAGAAAGAUUAUGAAGAAGAAGAAGAAGAAGAAGAAUUAGACAGUGAUAACGAUGAUGACGAUGAUAAUGAUGGUGGUAAUUCAAGCAACCAUGUCUCAAUGCCCUUCACAAAUCCUGGUCCAAAAGUAGGUAGAAGAAACAACCAAUCCCAUAAUCAACACCAGUUUGCAAUAUUGGAUGUUCUUGUGGCUGCGCUUAAGAAAUCACUGGUAACUUGCAGUGUGGAGAGGGAAGAUGUUUCAUCCAUGGAUAUAAGCUGGCCAACCGAAGUGCGCCAUGUCUCUCAUGUUACCUUUGAUAGGUUCAAUGGCUUUCUGGGUUUGCCAUCAGAGCUUCAACCAGAGGUACCCACCAGGGUGCCUAGUGCCAGUGCAAAGGUAUUUGGAGUUUCUGCAAAGUCGAUGCAGUGCUCUUAUGAUGAUAGGGGGAACAGUGUCCCUACGAUUCUGCUGAAGAUGCAAAAGCAAUUAUAUUCAGAGGGAGGCCUUAAAGCAGAAGGAAUAUUCCGUAUUAAUGCUGAGAAUAGCCAAGAAGAGUUCGUUCGUGAUCAGUUAAACAAAGGUGUAGUGCCACAUGGGAUUGAUGUUCAUUGUUUAUCUGGUUUGAUGAAGGCUUGGUUUAGAGAGCUUCCAACUGGGGUACUUGAUUCUCUCACCCCAGAGCAAGUGAUGCAGUGCAACACGGAAGCGGAUUGUACUAAUCUUGUGGAGUUACUUCCUUCAACAGAAGCUGCACUGCUUGACUGGGCAAUCAAUUUGAUGGCAGAUGUUGCUGAAAAUGAACAGUUCAACAAGAUGAAUGCACGCAAUGUUGCUAUGGUCUUUGCACCCAACAUGACACAGAUGGCAGACCCUUUGACUGCAUUGAUUCAUGCAGUGCAAGUUAUGAACCUCCUGAAGACAUUGAUUCUGAAAACCCUUAGAGAAAGAGAGAAAUCAAUAGCUAAUGCUAGAUUGCUUUCAUCAUGCUUGGAUUCUCCAUCCUGCAAAGAUGAUCCCUCUCCUUUCAAAUCUAACAGGAAGGAAUCUUGUGAGCAAACUGAAGAUGCUUGUGAUACAAUGACAAAGACACCUACUACCAAAAGAAAAUUCUCGAGGACUUCUACAUUAGGAAGAAUAGAAUUGAGUGUUGAGAAACUUCGGAACUCUGAGGAAAUGAUUAAUGGAGAUGGGGUAUUCAAAUCUGUUCCAAAUGGUGAUAGCACAAAAUCUACAUAUGAGACUGGCCCUUUAGAAAAUAGUUACACUUAUAGGCGUAGAUAUGAUAGUGAACAUUGGUUGAGAUUAAGAAAAGGAGUGCGCAAACUAUGCAGCCACCCUGUGUUUCAAUUGAGCAAGCCAACUAAGAAGCCUUCAAGUCUUGGCAUUGUAAAUGCUAGGGAAGGAGGUGGAGAAGCUUGGGCCUAA
Messenger RNA from Gastrolobium bilobum, 1503 nucleotides. Its product is annotated as rho GTPase-activating protein 5-like. The record is from RefSeq and is a predicted model, not a curated record. Gene Ontology annotation, biological process: signal transduction. The coding region runs from base 1 to 1503 and encodes 500 amino acids. Gene Ontology annotation, molecular function: GTPase activator activity. The transcript is spliced from 5 exons. NCBI's taxonomy places the organism in Eukaryota, Viridiplantae, Streptophyta, Magnoliopsida, Fabales, Fabaceae.